AUGUCGGCAAACACAACAACAACACCCAGCAUGGACUUAGACUAUGUCACAAAUAGUGGCGACACUGGAUGGGUGAUGAUCUGCACAACGCUUGUUUUUCUGAUGUCACCUGCACUGGGCUUCUUUUAUGCAGGACUUGCCAGAGCCAAAAACGCAUUGUCACUCAUGUACUUGACAGUUAUGUCGGUGGCAGUUGUUUCCUUUCAAUGGUACUUGAUUGGUUAUUCACUCACAUUUUCCGAUACCGGAUCCUCCUUUAUUGGCGAUACCAAAAACUUUCUACUGAGAGGCGUGGGUAGACAGCCUCAGAUUGCAGGACAAACGAUUCCAGAAUCUGCUUUCAUGCUGUUUCAAUGCAUGUUUGCAGCCAUCACCCCAGCGUUGGCCUUUGGAUCUGCCGCGGAACGAAUGUCUUUGGGUCCAGCCAUUUUGUUCAUCUUUAUCUGGACAACACUAGUAUAUGACAUCAUUACGAAUUGGGUUUGGAAUCCUAAAGGCUGGCUUGCAGUGAUGGGUGUCAUGGAUUAUGCUGGAGGUACACCUGUUCAUAUUUCAAGUGGUUUAGCAGCAGUUGCCUACGCUAUGGUUGUUGGCAAACGUAGAGAUUAUCAUGAAAACGUCAAUGUGCCUCAUAAUGUUUCCUUUGUAUUCUUGGGCCUAGCACUCAUGUGGUUUGGCUGGCUAGGAUUCAACGCGGGUAGCGCGCUUGGAGCAAAUGCUCGCAGUGUCCACUCUCUUGUUUGCACACAUCUAUCAGGUUGUACAGCUGCUGUUGUUUGGGUACUGAUGGACUACCAACAUACGCGCAAGUGGAGUAUCAUUGGCUUAUGUACUGGUGCUGUUGCAGGAUUAGCUACGAUUACGCCAGGCUCAGGUUUUGUCAGUGAAGCGAGUUCACUUGCAUUUGGUGCUCUUGGUUCCAUCAUCUCAAACAUCAUUAUUCGCUACAAGCAUCGCCUUGGUUUCGAUGAUGCCCUGGAUGUAUUUGCUGUGCAUUACAUUGGUGGUUUGGUCGGCUUGGUUUUGACUGGUAUCUUUGCUGAGCAGUGGGUGAUUGCAUUAGGGUAUCCUGUGGGUACUGCCUCUGCUGCCAUGCCUAAGGGUGGCUGGUUAGAUGGUAACUGGAUCCAAGUGCCUGUUCAGCUAGCAGCUAUCGUUAGCGUGUCUGCUUGGUCGUUCGUGGUAACAUACAUUAUUCUGGUUGUUCUCAACAAGAUACCAUCUCUGAAGCUGAGACUAGCUGAUGAAGAUGAAAUUAUUGGCACUGAUUGGGCUGAAAUGGGUGAGCGUGCGUAUGGCUAUUUGCCUAUGGAUGAAGAGCAUGCUCAAAUUCAACAGAUGGAAGAAGAAAACAGACGUCGAUUGGAAGAAGCAGAGGAGGAGGCCAUCAGUGAAGGUCGUGAAGUACAGCUGGAUGAACAUGUGAAUGGCACACUAGGAAAUCAGAACAGAAAUUCGAGUGGUAUUGACUUGCAUCUCAACACAGUGCCAACAGGAACGAGUUCGGCUCAUCGUAAAGGCUUCAAACAAAACCUUCGUCGUUUAAUGAUGUCUCGUGGUGCGCAUAAAAAGAAGAGCAACGGCAAUACAGUGGGUGGCGCAUUUGUCAUGGAAGAACCUGUGAUAUUGAACUAUGGACAAGAUAAAGAUCUCGGCGGCAGCGGCAGUUUGUCCAAGGAACUGGAUUCAUACACGCCAAAGAGUACCCAGCAGCAGAAAGAUGUGGAAUUAAGUGAUCUAGCACACCAAAAGAACUUUUUCUACUACGACACGGACGAAGCUGGUCCAAGCACCACAGCGAGUAGUGGACAAAACACACCCAAAAUCGAGUUUCGAGAUUCAGAUACAGUGCUCAACAUUGAGCGGGUGAGUAGUAACAAUAGCCCGUCAAAUGAAAAAUAG
Messenger RNA from Mucor velutinosus, 1902 nucleotides. RefSeq lists its product as uncharacterized. Gene Ontology annotation, cellular component: plasma membrane. Bases 1 to 1902 code for a protein of 633 amino acids. Gene Ontology annotation, molecular function: ammonium channel activity. The record is from RefSeq and is a predicted model, not a curated record. Gene Ontology annotation, biological process: ammonium transmembrane transport. The transcript is spliced from 9 exons. Lineage: Eukaryota; Fungi; Mucoromycota; Mucoromycetes; Mucorales; Mucoraceae.